GACAGGAAGCAGACGGGUCCCCUUACCGGGCCAGAGGGAGCAGACUCAUCAAGACUUUGUGCCUCAGGAGGUCCCGGUGCAGCUCCUGGAAAUGGCGGAACUUCUUCUUGGUCGUCCAGGUGAAGACCCAGAAGAAUUGAAAGCACGCGGGCGCACAGAGACCUGCACGCGGUAGUACUCAACUAGCCAAAUCGUGGGAACAACCCAACGUCCCUCAGCUGCUGAAUGGGCAGACAGAACAUGGUGGUUCCUCCAAGAAUACCAGUGAGUCCCCAGCAGCAUCCAGGCUGGAAGCAAGCUGUCAGCGGAUUUUCACGGCUCCUGUCGGUGGCCCCAGCCCCUCUGUGUCUGUCUCUGCCACCUCCCCCCUCCCAGUGGCCUCCUGCUUCUCCCUGGAGGUCAGAGAGGGCUCCCAAAUUAAGGGGGCGCGACAGGAUAGGUGUCUGAAUGGGGUAUCCGUCCACCUCUUCCCUCCUCCCUCUCCUCCUCCUUCCAUCCCCUGGCGCCUAUAAUCACCAGGCGGUCUGAGGCUAAGUGGUAGUUUGGCCCACAGUGGGGGGGCUUGCCAGCCACACCCCUCCUCCUGGGGCCCUCCUGACCAGUCCCAGCACCCUGGUCUCCUCCACUGGUGAGAUGGGUCUCAAGGGGGCAUGGUGUUUCCCAUGGUGUGGGUGCCGGAGGCAGCGGAGGACUGGAAGAGGAGCAGGCCUGGAUCCGGCUGCCCCUCCAGACCCAAACCCCAGCCAGGCUGAAGCCCCCACCGUGGCUGAGGGAGGGAUACCCUCCCUAGGGUCUGGCGCCUACUUCAGCAGGAAGGCCCGACUCUCCUUCCGCCACCAGCUGCACGACCCGGCGACGGCCAAUGACUCCACCAUUUGAUGGGGACGACCGGGGGCUGAACUUUGCAACCUUCCCUCCCCAGACUUCUGGGUGAUCCCUGUUUGGCCCCACAGCCCCCACGACCUUGUCAUUAAAUAUACUCAGAGCUGCCAGG
Messenger RNA from Acinonyx jubatus (cheetah), 994 nucleotides. It is a transcript of the gene CE1H17orf114, whose product is annotated as chromosome E1 C17orf114 homolog. The coding region runs from base 634 to 879 and encodes 81 amino acids. The record is from RefSeq and is a predicted model, not a curated record. NCBI's taxonomy places the organism in Eukaryota, Metazoa, Chordata, Mammalia, Carnivora, Felidae. The transcript is spliced from 4 exons.